Molecule: messenger RNA, 2586 nt
Organism: Punica granatum (pomegranate)
Lineage: Eukaryota; Viridiplantae; Streptophyta; Magnoliopsida; Myrtales; Lythraceae
Source: RefSeq, a predicted model, not a curated record
CUUAUAAGCUUUUGAUAAGGUCCGGCUAAGACUCGAAGCAGUGACUUGUCUGAGCUCGAUGCCGAUCCGAUGUUACGAGUCGAGCUCGAAUGGUACCCGAAUCAGGCCCCAACUAGCUUGUUUUACCUGUUCCAUAUUUUCCAUCACCAUGCGCAGUCAGCACUCUUCAUGGAAGUAGUCUCGCCGUCAAGUCCGUUCCUUUCGGAAGAUGCCGCCGCCGUUGUCACCGUCCAUAUCGUUCUGCAAGUCCCUCCACACAUUCCGCCUCCAGGAACAAGUCCGGUUGCUGGCCGCGGGAGGCCGCCUCGAGGAAGCUCUGUCUCUCCUGUCCGCUUCCUCCGCCGCAGAUCCGGGCAGUGGGCCCCCCAUUGACGUGCAAACCUACGCCGCCCUCUUCCACUCAUGCGCCGGCUUCAACUCCCUCCACCACGGCAUUGCGUUCCACCGUCUCCUCCUGCAAAACUCCAACGAUUCCGCGAAGCUCAACCUCUCCCCGCCCAACCACCGGCUCUUCCUCACCAACCACCUGAUCAAUAUGUACGCCAAAUGCGGUGACUUGACCUAUGCCCGGACCCUGUUCGACGAAAUGUCGCAGCGAAACCAUGUCUCCUGGACAGCCCUCAUAUCUGGGUAUGCUCAACAUGGCUGUGGGGACGAUUGUUUUCUCCUCUUCUCUGCGAUGCUGGGCCACUUCCGCCCUAACGAGUUCGCAUUCACGAGUGUGCUCAGUUCGUGCAAUGACAAUAGUAAUGGUAAACAAUGUGGCAAGCAGGUACAUGCCCUGGCCCUGAAAUUCUCCAUAGAUGCUUCUGUUUACGUUGCCAAUGCUCUCAUCUCUAUGUAUAGCAAGGUCAGUGGCUGUGGGGCUGAGAAGGCUUGGACCGUUUUCAGGGCCAUGGAAUUCCGCAAUCUUAUCACUUGGAACUCCAUGAUUGCAGGGUUUCAGCUCCAGGGACUCGGAAGCUUCGCUAUUCAGCUCUUCACUGAGAUGCGCCGAACCCCAGUCGGGUUUGACCGCGCCACUCUUGUUAGCCUCUUCUCUUCCUUGUCUUCUGGGGCCAUUGGUGAAGGAACCCGUACGGUUGGUUUCGGCCUCAAGUAUUGCUGUCAGUUGCACUCUCUUGCCAUUAGAUCAGGUUUGAUCUCGGAAAUUGAAGUGAUCACUGCAUUAGUGAAGGCCUACUCUGACCUCCGGGGAGAGAUUGCUGACUGUUACAGGCUCUUCUUGGAGACAGACUCACAUUCUCAACGGGAUGUAGUUUUCUGGACUGGCAUUAUAACAGCUUUUGCAGAACGGGAACCUGGGGAAUCCCUCUUCCUAUUUCGGGAGCUCCAUCGGAAGGGUGAUGUAGCUCCUGAUAGGUAUACUCUCUCGAGUGUCGUGAAAGCCUGUGGUGGUCUCAUCAGUGAGAGGCAUGCCUUGUCUGUACAUUCCCAAGUGAUAAAACAUGGACUUGAUAGAGAUACAGUGGUCGCAAACUCGUUAAUCCAUGCAUAUGCAAGAUGUAGCUCCGUGUCUCUUGCUAAGCAAGUUUUUGAGGGCAUGGAAAUGGAAUCUCGUGAUUUGGUUUCCUGGAAUUCAAUGCUUAAGGCCCAUGCUCUUCAUGGGCAAGGACAAGAGGCAUUGCGGCUCUCCACAGAGAUGAGCGUCCCACCUGAUUCUGCCACCUUUGUUGCUCUCCUCUCAGCAUGUAGUCAUUCCGGCCUUGUGGAAGAUGGGAUUAGAAUAUUUGACAUCAUGUUGAGAGAUUACAGGAUCACUCCUCAGCUAGAUCACUAUGCAUGCAUGGUAGACAUCCUCGGGAGAGCCGGUCGAGUUCUUGAGGCUCAGAAGUUGAUAAAUCAGAUGCCUAUGGAGCCUGAUUCCGUGGUCUGGAGUGCAUUUCUGGGUGCUUGCAGGAAACAUGGAGUGGUACAACUAGCUGCGCUAGCUGCUGCCAACUUGAAAGAGUUGGAACCUGAACGCUCAUUAGGCUAUGUACAGAUCUCGAACAUCUAUUGCUCAGGGGGAAGAUUUAACGAAGCUGGUCUAGUUCGAAAGGAAAUGAGAUGGUCCGGAGUUAGGAAGGAACCUGGGUUAAGCUGGGUUGAGAUUGGGAGUCAGAUUCACGAAUUUGCCUCGGGGGGGAAUAGGCAUCCCCAGAAAGAGUUGAUACGUUCUGAGCUUGAGCAAUUCAUUGGGCAACUGAAGGAGUUGGGUUACGUGCCCGAAACAAGCUUGGCUCUUCAUGACAUUGAAGAGGAGCAGAAGGAGGAGCAAUUGUACCACCACAGCGAGAAGUUGGCGUUGGUGUUUGCAAUAAUGAAUGGAGAACGGAGAUUUUGGAAGGCGAUAAAGAUUAUGAAGAACAUCAGAAUCUGUGUGGACUGCCACAACUUCAUGAAACUAGCAUCAGGUUUGCUAGGUAAGGAAAUUGUGGUACGAGAUUCGAACCGGUUCCAUCAUUUCAAUAAUCGGGUUUGCUCUUGUAAUGACUAUUGGUAAUUGAACUGAAAAUUUUUAACUCGAGGAUAUGUGAUAUAAUGUUCAUGGAGAAUGUCCGUUAGAUCAAUCUAAUGCACCAAUGGCCUGAUGUACCCUUUCUA